AUGGUUCUAGACAGUUGUGGACUAAGUACGGCUAGUGAUCGCAGUGAUUCCUGAAAUUGUUGAAUAAUCAUUUGGCGAAUUUGUUUUCCUCCCACCUUGGUCCAAGCUCGCGCAUGCGCGGGUAACUCUACGAGCCUAAAGUCCCUGGACUUUACACGAGCCUUAGCCCGCCAGCUGCUGGUCGUUGGUCUCGCUUACGACAGGUGACACACACACCUCGUGACUCGCGUUUCUACAGUUACAAUCGGCCGAAGGCGUUAUCGGCGUGGCCGAAUUUCGAGACGGCAACUUUCACUGGCAAGUGUAUCAAAUGACGGGCGCGUGACUGGGCGUAUUGUGCAGGGCUCCGUAAGGUUGUGAUAGUCAUGAUCGCGAAGGUUUUAUUCGUUACUCUGCUCGCGACAGCUUGCGCAGCGUAUCAGCGAAAGCUCACAGCUCAUCUCAAUCCAUUCUGCGGAGACAAAGAGGUUUGUGGUCUCUGCUACGUCACAGCCGAAGGUUCAAAUGACACCCUGCACUAUUUUUGGUCUGCACUGGGCACACCAGCUGCACUUGCCAUCCAAACUGCACCAGGCACCAAACUUGCCGACAUUUCAUGGGAAUCUCUACGCGGGCACUACCUGAACCAAAAAACCUUCGCAUUUGAUGGUCCUGUGCUGUCUUCAUCAGCUGUUGUCAUCUCAAAGCUUUUUGAGUACAAUGACCCAGAGAACAAGGCUCAUCUAAAUACCGCUCUGAAGAAUGGCACCCACUACAUUGACCAGACCAAACUCCUGUGGAAAGAAAUUCGUGGCUGCACUGGAAAUGGAAGCAGCUUGGUUACUUCCACGUUUGUUGCUUACGGAACCAGCUCGGAUAAAGAUGAAGGGUUUUUCUUGGGCAAUGGCACCAUUCAAUUUACGCUUGAAGUUCAGGACAACAAUGGCCAUGACAUCCAGUUUCCACAUCUCCUGUACACAAGCAAUAGUAGCCAAAUUCAGCUCUCUUUGCUCAACCUUUCACCGCAACUAGGCAAAACAUCACAAUUUGGAUUCGAGCUCACCAUUCUCGAUGACUCAUCUCAUAAUGGCUCCUACGGUGUCAGCAGUAUCAGAACUUUUGAUGAUGAGUACACACCAGGCGUCUUUACAAACGUGGCCCUAUUUGACAAAAAUGCCUCAUCCACUUUUUAUCUCCAUUGGAAGCCAGUCUGCUAUCGUGACCCAGGAAGAACAGUGACACUAUCAGUCGAUGCUGCAUAUCAAAACCUCACCUACUCAGCAAGCUGGUGGAACUUCAAUGUGGCAACAGCAUGGCUCUCGAACAGGGCACCCAAUGUAGCCUCUUCAGCAGUCACUGUGACCUUUGGCUCAGAAGGUGAUGGCUGGUACCAGGAAAACAGCUAUGCUACUUGGGCCAUGUCAAGUGGGUUUGGAGUGCGGCCCCUUGAGCGCAUUUCUGCGACAGUGCUAUCGGUUACCUCAGUUGGACUCGGAAUUCCUGGCAUCAUCGCACUAGGCACCGUGAUUUACGUGUCAGUUCACAAGCCGGAGCCAAAAUUGUGAUCCACGACACAUCUAGCGGAAUGGACAACCUACGUUCGCGAUUCUCAGGAGAGGAACUUGUGCAUGCAAUGCAGUGUUGCUGGAAACCACUUGACUUCUCUCCAUCUGCGGUCACAGCUAGUCCGUAUUGCCCAUGCAGUUGGGCACCACUACAUAUAACAUUAUCACUUAAUUAAGCCUGCACUGAUGUGCAGUAUACCUACCAUUUUUGUUGUUUUCAGCUUGUUUACUCAUUUUGUUUUAUCAUCUGACGUUUCACAGGUAGAUUGUGCAACAAUUGACCCAGCUUUGUUCAUAAAACUGUAGUACUCUCUGACUUUUUUUUUAAGUGAAGUUUUUUCAAAAUACAAGCCAGUUAAGAACAUUUAAUUAGUUGUUUUUUUCUACAUUGAGAAAAGAAAAUGUGAUAGCAAUAAAGAAAAAUGCACAACUGUCAAAAA
Molecule: messenger RNA, 1984 nt
Organism: Rhipicephalus microplus (southern cattle tick)
Lineage: Eukaryota; Metazoa; Arthropoda; Arachnida; Ixodida; Ixodidae
Product: glycosylated lysosomal membrane protein B
Cellular component (GO): lysosome
Source: RefSeq, a predicted model, not a curated record